AUGCAGUACGUCUCCUUUCCAGAUGCGUCGGCGGCGACCCUCAAAGUCGCUAACCCCCUCUCGCCAGCGCAUGACCUGCCGCCCGAGGCCAAAGCAGAGGAGGAGGAGGAGGACGGCGGCCUUCUCAGCAACAACCAGUCCAGCACCUCCCUCCACCCUGUCGAGUGCACUGCGGGGCUCACAAGUGAACAAAGUGGCUACUGGGUGAGGUCGGCGAGUCUGGGAAUGCUCGACAGCCCAAAGGACCAGCACGGCACUGUUUGCGGCGCUUCUCUCGCAACUGCCAAGCCGAUGUACACGGAGGUGAACCAGCCGCAGCUGAUAUCGCAGUUGGCAGGCGGCAUCUCGUUAACAGAGGAGAACUGGUGUGCGAGCGUGCUCAUUGCUGAAAAUAACCUUGCGGUGCGGGAUGGGGGCCCACGACAAGCUGUUGCCAAGGUUGCUCGCAUUACAUCUUGCUCACCUCGCUCGCACCUCAAAUCGAACUCGAAAAUCCUCUCACCGGCUUCCCUCUCGGCUCCCGAGGGGCGGCGACGCGAGAACAAAACAGAGGAGUUUUUUCGACUCGCUCACGAGCUCAAAAAGCAACGCCUUCGACUGUGCGAACAGCAGCCACAACAACGGCGACAGCAGCCAGCGAAACGGUACCGCGGUGCUGCGAAGCUACACACGUAUCUGCUCGGGGACAGCUGCAGAACCGCGCUCCCGGGGUCUGUCGAGAUUUUCGCACCGGCGUCCGCGAAGGGCUCUCUGUGGACAGACCAUGAUGGCGAUGAGGACGCUGUGGCAGCGUUUUACAGCUCACCAAUGCAGCCGUCAGUGAACGCUUCACAAGGCUCUGGCAUACUGUCCGCGAUGCCAGUGCUCCAUCACGAGACGCCGCUGCAAAAAAAUGUGAUGCCGCUGUUUCUCCGCCAGACGCAGCCGCUGCCUCAAACGACACCGCAGAAGGUCGAUGGCCAUGGCGGCAGUCGGCAGAAGCUGCAGGCGCUGUUGCCGACGUUCCCGAUACGGCACGCUUGGGAGGUUGAGGGACUCGACUACUCCUCCCCGACGACCCAGCUGUGCAGGGGUGCGCACAGCCGUGACAGCGAUGACAGUGACAGUGACAGCAGCAGCACCAGUGGCUUCGAAUCGUUACCGAGUAAGCAGAGCGGAAGGAUGGGUGUCUUCCCUGCCCUGGACUUCCCACAUGUACGCUCUCCAGAUUGGGCUAUUUUGAACUCGAUGGAGUGCGACGCCUCGGAGUCGUGGUUGUCAAUGCAGUACACGUCAGAAGUGGCAGCUGAGGGCAAUCAAGCUUUCGUCUUUACCGAUGUUGAUCACAACGUUGUACCGUUGGAAGUGGUGCCACCUCUGCCGGAGACAACGAUGUUGCCCAUCAAGAGUGAUGUCCACAACCCCGACUACCGCCUAAUGCAGGCUGCUGCUCCUGCGCUUUCGCCCAAUCGACCUCCUGUUUCGGUGAGCGUACCCACUACCCGUACCGGACGAGUUCCACUGUGGGGCUCCCCUCCACCCGCGGCAGCGGCGACUCCGAACCCGAGAGCCUGCAAAGGGCUCAUCACCUCCACCCUGUGCUUCACCAAGGGCUCCCGCUUCACCUUCUCGGCCUACUCGUCUUCAGCGCACUCGUCAGGCUCGCCCACGUCUCCCAACCCCUCCUUAUUGAAUUCGAAGAGUCGCCACGAUAACUCCACCGUCCGCCCUCUCCAGCGCCAGCGAAAGCAGGGCUCUUCACGAGUGCCUCGCGGCGAUGAGGCUGCGCGGAGCGAUGUAAGUACCGACAGCACGCUUAUUGGCGGCGCUCAGGGGCACACAAACACGUUCGCCGCAGCCCCUGCGGCACUGCUGCCGUGCAAGGCGUUCAUGCAGCGCUUCUAUGAUCGCUUCUCCACUUUGAAGAAGUUGUUUCACGUGAAGCCUCUGGAGUAG
Molecule: messenger RNA, 1935 nt
Organism: Leishmania mexicana MHOM/GT/2001/U1103
Lineage: Eukaryota; Euglenozoa; Kinetoplastea; Trypanosomatida; Trypanosomatidae
Exons: 1
Coding region: 1-1935 (644 amino acids)
Source: RefSeq, a predicted model, not a curated record